GCCCUCUCUUCAUCAUCUUCGACAUCUUCAUCACGAACUUCCUUCGGCCUUAAUUUUUUAUUGUGCGGUCGUGUGCGUGUCUCUCGUGAUCCGCGCGUAUUAUAUUCAUUCUCAAGUUGCAGUCUGGGCCUAACUCACCACCCCCACUCUUCUCGGACCUUAGCUUCGUGACCUACCUACCCAACUUGGAGCGUGUCAUUCCCAAUUAUAACCUGCUUUCUUGAGAGGAGCAACAAGAACUUCGAAGGGGCCAGCUUGCUUUUCUCGCUCACCAACUUCCUUUCUUACGCUCGUUGUAAAAGUCGAAUCAUUUUUUUUAAUACACCGCAACUACCCGCUUUACGCACUACUCGAGAGCGCGCGCGCAAUCGUCAGACGUCGAGUCCAUCGUUCACGGUUUAGCAAACCUACACCGAGUUAUCCCCCUCAACAAGCAAUCAUGAAGGCCCUAAUUCUCGUCGGCGGCUUUGGCACUCGCCUUCGCCCUCUCACUCUGACCCUCCCCAAGCCUCUGGUCGAGUUCGGCAAUAAGCGGAUGAUCCUGCACCAGAUCGAGGCCCUUGCAGCUGCUGGUGUUACCGACAUUGUAUUGGCUGUCAACUACCGCCCCGAGAUCAUGGAGAAGUACCUGGCCGAGUACGAAAAAGAAUUCGGCAUCAACAUCACCAUCUCGAUCGAAUCCGAGCCCCUCGGCACGGCCGGCCCGCUCAAGCUCGCCGAGGAGGUGCUCCGUAAGGACGACACCCCCUUUUUCGUGCUUAACUCGGACGUGACGUGCGAUUACCCCUUCAAGGAGCUCGCCGCCUUCCACAAGUCGCACGGCGACGAGGGGACCAUUGUCGUGACCAAGGUGGAGGAGCCCUCCAAGUACGGCGUCGUGGUUCACAAGCCGGGGCACCCGACCAAGAUUGACCGCUUCGUCGAGAAGCCGGUCGAGUUUGUGGGCAACAGGAUCAACGCGGGCAUGUACAUCCUCAACACGUCGGUCCUUGACCGCAUCGAGCUGAGGCCCACCUCGAUCGAGCAGGAGACCUUCCCCGCCAUGGUGAAGGACGGGCAGCUGCACUCUUUUGACCUGGAGGGCUUCUGGAUGGACGUCGGGCAGCCAAAGGAUUUCUUGACGGGGACGUGCCUGUACCUGUCGAGCCUGGCGAAGAAGCAGAGCAAGCUGCUGACCCCGACGACGGAGCCGUUUGUGUACGGGGGGAACGUGUUGAUUGACCCGAGCGCCAAGAUUGGGAAGAACUGCAGAAUAGGGCCCAACGUGACGAUUGGGCCGGAUGUGGUGGUGGGGGAUGGGGUGAGGCUGCAGAGGUGUGUGCUGCUCUCGGGAGCCAAGGUGAAGGAUCACGCUUGGGUGAAGAGCACGAUUGUGGGAUGGAACAGUGUGGUGGGGAGGUGGGCGAGGUUGGAGAAUGUGACGGUGUUGGGGGAUGAUGUGACGAUUAGUGAUGAGGUUUAUGUUAAUGGGGGGAGUGUGCUGCCUCACAAGACGAUCAAGGCGAAUGUGGAUGUGCCGGCUAUUAUUAUGUAAGGGCAAGGACAGAAAUGGGGGAUUUAUAUGGGAUUGUAAUUCAUGAUAUUCUGGGAGGGCUGGGAGCAGUUGGGUGGGAAAGGGACCCAGGUUAUUUUUUUUUCUUGUGAAAAGAAGAAUUGUUUUUUUGUUUGAGAUGUUAAGAUUUUAUUUUUUUUAAAAAAAAGAGAGAGAGAGAGAGAGAGAGAGAAAUGGAAACACUCCACACACAUUUGAUGUUGAGAUAUAUUCAAGCUAUUUGGUGAUGGGUGAUUGGGUGUUCAAGAACCAAUGUAUACAGACGGUGACAAUAGGAGGGCAAGGAUUAGCAAAGAAUAGUAUGGAAAUAUAUCACCAUCACCACCACCAGCAACCA
Messenger RNA from Podospora pseudocomata, 1889 nucleotides. RefSeq names its product mannose-1-phosphate guanyltransferase (gene MPG1). The coding region runs from base 440 to 1534 and encodes 364 amino acids. The transcript is spliced from 4 exons. Gene Ontology annotation, biological process: GDP-mannose biosynthetic process. Gene Ontology annotation, cellular component: cytoplasm. The record is from RefSeq and is a predicted model, not a curated record. Gene Ontology annotation, molecular function: mannose-1-phosphate guanylyltransferase (GTP) activity; GTP binding. NCBI's taxonomy places the organism in Eukaryota, Fungi, Ascomycota, Sordariomycetes, Sordariales, Podosporaceae.